UCAAGAAAUGGCAACAGCCAGAAGUCACCAUCUUAUCCAGCACGUUAUGGGUACACUCUGGCGGCUCCUACCCCUGCGUCCUACCACCACCCUGUCCCGACUACGUCCACUAGGGAGUUGGAAGCCUUUGGCGGCUUCUGCCACUGCAUCCUGCCACCACCAUGUCCCGACCACGUCCACUAGGGAGUUGGCAGCCUUAGUGAUGAUGCCAAGCAGGCUGACAGCAGACAGAAAUAUUCAGGUUGCCUUGAAAUUUUACCCAAGCCAUGCCACAUACUCGGGCCAGGCCUCUUGCAAACUACGUAUAACCAGGCUCAACGCAUCACUGUCGAGUGAGUCCGGAGAUCAAGGAAACCUGCUGUGCAACCAUCGCGCAACACUUGGUGACCCCUCUACGUGUUCCAUCUAUCCAAACAGCAUCACCAGCUGUUUCUUAUCUGAUCGAUCACUUAUCGAACCAUGGAUGAAUGUUGGGGUGGAGUGAUUUGAACAGACAUUCUAUUUGUCUCUUCAAAUUCUUUGCAAAUGUUUCUAUUAUUAUAAUUCAUAUGUUUCUUUAGUACCUAGUUUUUAAUAGUUCCUUUCUCGUAGAGUUCUGACCAUCAACUCCUGCUAUUAUAAUGUAUACCUGUCUUUAUGCCCCGUUUCUCAUAGUUCUUUUGUACUUGUGGAUGUAAUUGAUAGGUUCUUAAUACUUGUUGUACAGAAGGCUAAAAUGCAAACUUACGGUAUUUUUCCUUCCUUUGAUAACCUACAGCACUGCAAUGUGUUCAAGAAAUUUAACAUAAGACGGGCUCUGGUGCAGGAUAAACUUAAGAGCAAUAUAGAGUACUUAUUUCAA
Dermacentor andersoni is the source of this 841-nucleotide messenger RNA. The record is from RefSeq and is a predicted model, not a curated record. Lineage: Eukaryota; Metazoa; Arthropoda; Arachnida; Ixodida; Ixodidae.